Molecule: messenger RNA, 1356 nt
Organism: Phalaenopsis equestris
Lineage: Eukaryota; Viridiplantae; Streptophyta; Magnoliopsida; Asparagales; Orchidaceae
Product: putative deoxyribonuclease TATDN1
Exons: 12
Coding region: 121-1119 (332 amino acids)
Cellular component (GO): cytosol
Molecular function (GO): 3'-5'-DNA exonuclease activity
Source: RefSeq, a predicted model, not a curated record
ACCAACGUAAUACCAACGUAGCUCUGCUUUCGGAACGUAGAGCCGAGGACCAUUCAGACAACUAUAUUUCUUUUGGUGCAAAAUAUUCCCACUUCACUGCUUCAUUGCUCGGCUCCGGCGAUGGCGACCAUCAGAAUGAUCGACAUUGCUGUGAACCUCACAGAUGGGAUGUUCAGGGGGAUUUACAACAGGAAGCAAUACCACGUCAGCGACAUCGAAGCUGUGCUUUCCCGGGCAUGGAACGCCGGCGUUGACCGGAUCAUCGUGACGGGAACAACGCUGGAGGAAUCGCGUGAGGCGCUUCGAAUAGCUGAAUCUGACGGAAGGCUUUUCUCCACUGUGGGUGUGCAUCCCACGAGAUGCGAGGAAUUUGAAAAGAGUGGUGAUCCUGACAAAUACCUACAGGAGCUAGCAUCAUUAGCCAAAGAGGGAGUUGCAAAGGGAAAGGUGGUUGCAGUUGGUGAAUGCGGUUUGGAUUAUGAUAGACUUCACUUUUGUCCAUCUGAAAUACAGAAGAAGUAUUUCGCAAAGCAAUUUGAAUUAGCAGAAACUUUGAAAUUGCCAAUGUUUUUGCACAUGCGUGCUGCACCUGAUGAUUUUUGCAACAUCUUGGCGCAAAAUAUCGACAGAUUCACUGGUGGAGUUGUUCAUUCUUUUACUGGUAGUGCAGAAGAUCUUGGCAGACUUCUAUCAUUUGACAACAUUUUUAUAGGACUUAACGGCUGCUCUCUUAAAACAACAGAGAAUCUAAAUGUUGUGAGAGACAUUCCCACAGAAAGAAUAAUGAUUGAAACUGAUGCACCAUAUUGCGAGAUUAAGAAUACUCAUGCUGGAAUUCAUUUUGUCAAAUCAAAUUGGCCUUCUAAGAAAAAGGAAAAGUAUGAUCCUGAUUUUAUUGUUAAAGGGCGGAAUGAACCUUGUUGUGUUAGACAAGUGCUUGAGGUUAUUGCUGGCUGUAAGGGAAUAAACAGUAUAGAUCAACUGGGCAGGGCAGUUUACCAUAACACCUGCAGGCCAACUGUGCCAGAGGAGAUUCGAACUCCCGACCCGAAAGGUCUCAUUCCGUGGAUGUCAACUAACAGGUCGAGUGAGUUACAGGACACACACUACCCAAGGUAAGUUGGGGUGAUUUUGCUCAAAUGUAGGUCACGACUUGAGGGAACGAAUUCUCUCAACCGGCCCUACGACUUGGCGGGCUCUGCAAAAGGAGAACCUUUUUUUUUAUUUUAAUGUCCAACGCCUUUCUAACUAUUAUGUGAUGGUGGGACUAUGCUGAUCUUGAAGAUUAGAAUUUGCAUACAAUUGAUUCUGAUAUUAUUGCUCGGCCUGUUAGCCUUACUUGGUUUCCAUAUGUAU